AGCAGCGACAGAAAGAGCCAGCAGCUCUCCCGAACUUACCAGCUCUUCCUUCGAACACCUCUCUCUACACACGCGUACGAGAUACGCACACGUGCCUCUGAGCCUUUAUGACAUUUUUUGACGCUUUUACGACUGAAACUUAUUGACCAUACGACGGCAUGGGAUUGUUACACACGGCACCAUACGAAACCAGGAGCUCUUCUUGAACUUCUUUUCUUGGGCUUCUUAGCCUGGAUAUGGCUUCUUUUCCUGGAUUUUCAGGCGUUUUAUGGCCUUCCGAGCCUUCGACAUGAUGUUCUGGUUUUCCAUCUCGGCUGGACCUAUGAGAUCUUCUCAAGCGGGAUCGAAAUCGAUCUCGACGGCGAAUGCGGCGACUCGCAUUUGUAAUACGUGGACCAGGGGGUUCUGGAUACUCGAUGCAUUCAGUUGUUCGUUCUAUGUGUGUAUUUUUUUGAACUUUACUUUCUUCGUGGCCGGGGUGCCUGGAAUUGGCCUGGGGCUUGGGGACGGGAUUCCUCUCGGGAUGAGGGGUUUCCUAUGUUUCUGCACUCCUAAUUUUUCUGGGAUGACUGUGUCCACUAGCGCGUGUGUGGGACUAGCUGGUGUGCUACUACUUUCUUAUGAGAUUCAGACCGGGAUUCUGGCGUUGGUGUUUGGAAAUUUUUGAGGAGGCUAGGUGCUAUGGGUGACACAGAUGCCAAUGCUGGGGAGUUAUUUUUCGCAGACGUAUGGCGCUUAGCGA
Messenger RNA from Mytilinidion resinicola, 742 nucleotides. RefSeq lists its product as uncharacterized. The record is from RefSeq and is a predicted model, not a curated record. The coding region runs from base 269 to 667 and encodes 132 amino acids. Lineage: Eukaryota; Fungi; Ascomycota; Dothideomycetes; Mytilinidiales; Mytilinidiaceae. The transcript has a single exon.